Funneliformis geosporum is the source of this 769-nucleotide messenger RNA. Lineage: Eukaryota; Fungi; Glomeromycota; Glomeromycetes; Glomerales; Glomeraceae. The record is from the annotation of a GenBank genome assembly.
GCUAUUGCAUUAAUAUGCAAAAGCUUGGGUUUGGUUUAACAAGACAAGGAGUUAACCAUUGUAUAAUAGAAAUUAUGCGAAUAAAUAAGCGAAAACAUCCAUUUAGUGAAAAUGGGCCAGGUUACGAUUGGUGGAAACGUUUCAUGAGAGAUCAUUCUGAAUUAUCAAUUCGCAUUCCCCAAGAAUUAUCAGAAGCACGUGCACAACGAGCAAAUGCAACGAUUGUUAAAGAUCAUUUUGAUAAGCUUAAACAAAUUAUUUAUGAAAAUUCACUUACCGCUAUACAAAUUUGGAAUAUGGAUGAAACUGGAUUUGUUAUUGUUCCAAAAUCUGAAAAAGUUCUUGCUCGAAGAGGUGCACGUCAAGUUCAUAAAGUGUCACAUGGAAAUUCUCAUGAACACAUUUCGCUAGUACCAACUAUUUCAGCUGCUGGAUCAUAUAUCCCACCUUUAAUUAUUUAUAAGGGUGUUCGUACAAUUCCUAAUUUGUUAGAAGGUGCACCAUCUGGAACUGUAAUGGGUUUUACAAAUACUGGAUAUAUGCGUGAAGAACUUUUUCAAAUAUAUCUUAACCAUUUUAUAAAGUCGAUUUCACCUAUUCGUCCAGUUUUACUAAUCUUAGAUGGCCAUAAAAGAUAUAUUAAUUACACAUGUGUUGACUUUUACCGGCAAAAUGGUAUUCUCCUUUACGUACUUACUCCUCAUACAACACAUAUUUUGCAACCAUCAGAGCUUUCCUUUGCAAAAUUAAAGAAGGAAUACAAUAAGGC